Molecule: messenger RNA, 1635 nt
Organism: Aspergillus wentii DTO 134E9
Lineage: Eukaryota; Fungi; Ascomycota; Eurotiomycetes; Eurotiales; Aspergillaceae
Product: DUF3712 domain-containing protein
Exons: 4
Coding region: 150-1406 (418 amino acids)
Cellular component (GO): fungal-type vacuole membrane
Source: RefSeq, a predicted model, not a curated record
CGUUGAUCAGCCCAGGAAUUUCUCCCCGAUUAUAAACACCAAGUGGCUCCCCCGUGAGGCAUGCAAUGCCACCUGCCAGAUAAUUCUUAGUUCUUUUUUUAUAUAUAUUUAUACAUAUAUAUAAUAAUUUUUAAUAUCUGGCCGGCAUCAUGGAGGAAAAACCCACAUCUCCAUCUCUUCCCGCCAAAGCGGCCAAGUAUGUGCUGGGUACCCAUCGAGGCCCAUUGCCCUCGCAGGAGGGGAAUGGUGUGCCACUCGAGGAAGUCGAGACAGCCGACACUAUCACGCUGGAGAAGGUCCAGCGGACAAAGACUCAGAAUUUAAGACGUCACUGGGCUCGAUUCUGGUGUUGCUACACCUUCUUCUCCAUUAUCUUCCUGGCCAUCUUCUUGCCUAUUUUCUUCCUGCUCAUUAUCCCCGCCAUCGCUCAGCGUGUCGUUGAUAAUUCCGUACUGCUCCUGCCUGAGGCGGAUAUCCUUGAACCGCGACCCCACUCUGCCAAAUUCACUAUCAAGUCGGCCUUGAAGUUGCCAAUCGGUGUCCCCGUGCCAAUCGAUGACAUUGCGCUGGAUCUGUGGAACCGCGAUAAUGACAAUGGAAACGGUACCUGGGCAAUUCUUUACAUCGACGGGAAGAAAAUUGAUGGUAACACCACUCUCGGUGUCACCGACCAGCCUACUCCGCUUAACGAGGUCGAAUGGCAGAAGUAUGUCAGUAGCGUGGUCUUCGAGAAGCAUGCGAGACUGUCUGUUAGAGGAACUACAACUGCCCAUUUGGGUUCGUUGAAGGCCAAGGUCACGAUGAACAAGGAUAUCCCGCAAACCACUCUGAACGGUUUCGAUGGUUUCUCUAUCGCAGACACUCAGCUGCUUUUGCCAGCAAGGUCUGAUGGAACCAACCUUGUUGCCAAUGCUACGCUGCCUAACCCAUCCGUCCUGACACUGGAAAUUGGAACAACCGUCCUCGAUCUGUAUAGUGGCGAUUUGCUCCUCGGCAAUGCAACCCUGGACGACCUCUUCCUCAGACCGGGCAACCACUCCACUCCAGUGCGCGGCAUCCUCGACCUCAAAGUGCUCAUCAACAAUCUCCAAGAAGUCCUCAAAUCCCAGCCCGAGCUUAAAGACGGGUACCUCAACCUCAAAACGAUUGGAAAAUCUGUCCACUGGAAAGGAGAAUUGGUCCCGUACUACACCAACGUCAUGAAGAACCUUACCCUGACCGCACGGGUGCCCGUUGGCGGACUGAUCAAGAAUACCCUCCACGGCAUUCUGAACAAGAACGGGACCAACAUUCUCGGAAACUUGAAUCUAACAGAGCCCGAGGGAGGCACCUCCGCUCUACAAGAUCUCAUACAUAACGAUAAGAAAAGGUCGGCUAUGAUUGACGUGUUGGAGGGGCUGAUAUGACCGUGACUAUGGCGAUAUGAGCCUUGAUAUGAUUAUGAGUAAUUGGCAUGGCGUUAGGGUUUUUUCUUUAUAGUUAUGAUAUCUCUAAGAGAUGGAUAUUCACACGAAUAUCAUAGAAUAACUGGCACUGCCAGUACGACUACUACAUACUAGUACAUACAGUAACAUACUACAUUGUACAUACUACUACCUUUACUCCAUACUGCAAUCUCGAUCAAACCAACCCGAU